Messenger RNA from Coregonus clupeaformis (lake whitefish), 1881 nucleotides. Its product is annotated as transmembrane protease serine 9-like. Lineage: Eukaryota; Metazoa; Chordata; Actinopteri; Salmoniformes; Salmonidae. Gene Ontology annotation, biological process: proteolysis. Bases 112 to 1839 code for a protein of 575 amino acids. The transcript has 13 exons. Gene Ontology annotation, molecular function: serine-type endopeptidase activity. The record is from RefSeq and is a predicted model, not a curated record.
UGAAAGUAGAAAGGCACAUUGUCAAGUGUCUUUGUGGCAUUUACCCCUGUGUCACUUUUAUUCCGAUUGGGGCAUCAGGCUUAACCCAAUCAACUUUUCAAUGCACUUUGGAUGAAAAUGUUUGUUUUUCUAAUUGUGUAUCUGUCUCUGUUGGGGCUUGGAAUCCAGCACGAUGUACAAAACCAGACUGAAAUUGUACAGAAUCUUGGAAACGGUGCAUUGAACGGAACAGAAGAUGAAAAUGCAACCCUCACCAGUGGAUUUCAAUUUGAUGAUCUGGCAGGGGUUCGGUCAUUCACGACAGAGCAGGAGAUGGAGGUGAGGAUCAUUGGUGGUGUGGAGGCCUGGGCCCACUCGUGGCCAUGGCAGGUAUCCCUCCGCUUUACCACCAUGCCAGCCUGUGGCGGUGCCAUCAUCGCCCCUCAGUGGGUUCUCACUGCCACACACUGCUUCAAACAGUAUAACAAAGUGGAUUUCUGGACUGUGAUGGCGGGAAAACAUGACCUUGAGAAUCCUAAUGAAGAAUGUCAACAGUUGGUUGGAGUCUCUAAAAUAGUCACCCACAAGGAUUACAACCGCAUUACAAAGAUGCAUGACAUUGCCCUGGUGAAGCUAAAGACCCCGCUGAUAUUCAACCAGUGUGUGAGACCCAUAGAGAUAUGGAUGAGGCCAAUCGAACCCAAAAAACAAUGCACAGUGACCGGCUGGGGUACCACCAGAGAGAACGGGCCUCGUGCCAACAGACUCCAGGAGGUGAAUGUGACCUGUCUAUCCCAAGAGGACUGUAACAAGUUCUACCAUGGUGUAGUUCAGCCCACCAUGUUCUGUGCUGGAGACCCUGAAGGAGGUGUAGACGCCUGCCAGGGUGACUCAGGUGGACCUCUGUCCUGCUAUACAGGGUCCAGGUAUGAGUUGGCUGGAGUGGUUAGCUGGGGAGUGGGCUGUGGUAGAGCCCAAAGGCCUGGAGUCUAUACUAAAGUACAGGUCUACCUAGACUGGAUCAAUGAAUUAAUUAAAGGUGAAAAGGCGAUUUCAGGUGAUGGUGGUACUGUAGCUAAAGAGAGUUGUGGUCAGAGUGAGAUAUUGACCUGCCGGCUGGACUCCCGCCCAGCAGGGGUGUAUGUGACCUUGGAGGGUGAGGUGCGGGUGGGGAGUGUGACAGAGGCGUGCGCCAACUCCUGGCCCUGGCAGGUCAGUCUGCAGUCCAAAGGGAGACAUUACUGCAGUGGGACCCUGAUCCACCACCACUGGGUCCUGGCACCGCAACACUGCCACUGCAAACCUACAGUUGACACAGUGGUUCUGGGAGGUCACGACCUAAGGUUCAUGUCUGCCCAGACCAUCCUGGUGGAAGAGGUGUUCAGCCACCCCCACGACGGAACCUUCCCUCCGACAUCUGACCUCACACUCAUCAAGCUCAGUGUUCCAGCUCGAUUCGAUGACACAGUGUCUCCAGUUUGCCUCCCACAUGAGGAUGUGAAGCUGGAUGACAGCUGGUCCUGUGUGACAACAGGCUGGGGAUCCAGCAACUCGGCACCGAAGGUUAGCAGAUCCACCCUGCACCAGGCCAGGCUAGGGCUGGUCAACAGGACCACUUGUAGAGAGAGCUGGGGAGAGGACCUCAUCACAGACACUCAGCUGUGUACAGACCCAGCCGGCUCUGUCUCCUGCAUGGGGGACUCUGGUGCUCCACUCCUCUGCCAGAAAAUAAAGGGGGUCUUCUUCCUCUUUGGGGUGGUCACAUGGGGCAGCCCGAGCUGUGACCUCAGCACACCAGCAGUCUUCUCCCGACUAUCAGCUUAUCGUUCCUGGAUCACGAAUAUAACCGCUGACAUCUGACUUUGUUUCACAUUAUAACAGAAUAAACAAUGACUUUUUUGA